Messenger RNA from Pseudozyma flocculosa PF-1, 2955 nucleotides. RefSeq lists its product as uncharacterized. The transcript is spliced from 13 exons. The record is from RefSeq and is a predicted model, not a curated record. NCBI's taxonomy places the organism in Eukaryota, Fungi, Basidiomycota, Ustilaginomycetes, Ustilaginales, Ustilaginaceae. The coding region runs from base 1 to 2955 and encodes 984 amino acids.
AUGAUCCUGAAGAGGCGCUUCGACGAGUUGCUGGCGGGUAUCCCCGGCGAUGAGGCGCGGGCGCAGAGCGAGUUUGCCUUUGCACAGCGACCGCCGCCCAAGGCGCAAAAGAGCUUCCAAUUUGCCCCGCGGAGGCGCGAGGGGGGCGGCCAGUGUCAAGACUUCCUCAGCUCACCGUGGACAUCGCCUGCCGAUGGACCUACGCUUCAGGCUCGGGCGCCGCUAGCGCCGACAAGUCUUCCAGCUGGUCGACAGCAAGGCUCGCUACGUGUCACUCCGGGCGACGAGCGAGCAAAGGGCCAGGCUCCCCAUCUGACCGUUAGGCUGGCCGACAGAGACCGACUCCAGCGUGAGCUGACACCUCCGCUUUCGUCCGGCGACACGAGGGCGUCUGGGCGGGCAGACGAUGCUCCUAUCGCGGGCGCGGCAGCCGUCGGUGCCAGGUCGCUUACGGUCGACGUCCCAGUUGCUCGCCAGGAUCGCCAAGGCGUCGGCUCAACAGCUCCAGCUGUCGACUUUCGAUUUUCGAGGACGCAGAUGACCCCGGCUCCGGCGUUUACCUUUGAUCUGCGCCGCGAACGAGCGCUGCCCGAGCCAUGCCGACCUUCGAUCCCGGCCGCCAGUCCCGGACCCGGGCGCGAAGACAGUCUGGGGAUGGGGAAGGGCACGGCGCGGAAGGACAUGGCGAAGUCCCCAACGGCCACCCUGAUGUCGGCUCAGCGAGUGCCUGGCCAGGGGAAGGCUGUCCGCGCCCAGCACGUCCCGCAUGCCUCGCUCGCGGUUCCCGAGCAGCCUGAAGUCGACCCUUCUCCGACCGUGCGUGCCGCCGAAGGGCCGAUGCUGGACGACGCCAGGUCGUACGGAGAGAGAACUGGGACCUGCGCCAGCGCCAGCGCCCUCGACGAAGACGCCGGCCACGGGCACGACACCAGGGCAACCUCGUCGGCAUACAAGACCGAGAGCCUCGCCGACCUCGAGGCCGGCUAUCCCGACUCGCUCAUCAACGGCCGAGAUCCCUCGGAGCGCGGAGAACACCAUUCGAGGGACGGUGGCGCCACAGAGAAGCAGCUCGAAGCUCUCAACACGAUGCAGGAGAUAAUCGUCAAGCUUCGUCAAAAAGACGCCGAGCUGGAGCAGCUGAAGGCUCAUAACGUCGCUCUGGCCAAGUCCGAUGCGGCCCGGUCGAAGAAGCUGCGAUCGCUGAAAGCGAGGGCUGAGGCGGCCGCCAAGCGAGCCGACGACAUAAUGACGGACUGGAGAGAGCAUCGCGAGCGCUACACUUCAGCUCUGGCUGUGGCUCGUCAGGAGCAGGUGGAGAUCUCUGCACUGCGCAAAGAGAUUCGCUCCUGCCUCGAAGGCGCUAGCAUGCAGGGACAUCUUCCGGACGUGGUCCAGCACAUCAGGGAUGAGCUGACGACAUGCGCCAAAGUCUCAAACGAGCAGACCAGAGCAGCGGUAGAGUCGGCCGAUCUGCAAAGGCAACGGGCCGAGCAGGCCCUCUUUGACCUCGCCGGGGAGAGGGACAGGUGCAAGGAGCUCAGGCAGGACUGGAAGGCGGCGAGUGAAUCGUUGGCCGGAAAGGUUGCACUCAUCGCCGAGCUGGAAGGACAGCGCAGCGACGCCAAGGCGACGCAACUCAGAGAUGCAGAAGAGCUGCGAUCCGCCAAGGAGCGGGUCAAUUCGCUCAGCACCGAGCUGCACCAGGCCAGGCAGGCCCUCACCGAGGCCAAGGCGGCGGCCAGCGAAACGCAGCUGGCGAUCACAGCAGCAGAGCAGCGAGCCGCCGAGCUCCAACACGGUCUCGAUCUGUCGGAAGCUCGCGAACGGGCGAGCCAGGAAGCCCACGCGAGGAUAUACCAGGAGCUCGACGAGGCUCGAUCCAUCGUCGGUGCAAAGGAGGGCGAGCUCAACGAAUUGCGUCUCAAGCUCGGGGAGGCGGCCAGAUCAGAGCUCGAGAAGGAAAAGCUUCGCGGCGAACUCGAUCAGCUGCGGUCGAGCAACUCCGCUCUCAUCGCCGCGGCUGGAGAAGCGGCAGUCGACAAGGAGGCAUUCGCUGUCCUCCGCGCAGAGCUGGAGCAGGCCCGACAGAAAAUCGAACAGGUCGAGGAGGCAGCAAAGGUCGGAGAGAGAGCCAUCGAGGCCCAACAGACGCUGCUGCCUCGGUACUUCAGCAAGAGACUGACUGACGAGGAAAAUCGCAUGGUCCGAGCCAUCGCAAUGCAUUGGAAGGCAAAAUACGAGGAGCGGAUGCUCAAGAGAGCCGAGAUCAUCCAAGAGCUCGAGGCAAGCAAGCGGAAGCUCGAAGACGAGAACCAGAGUCUCAGAGAGGGCAUCGAGAGCAUCGUCCAGCAGCUCAACGAGCGGGAGGCCAAGCCGCAAGACGAGGACGAAGCUGCAGCGGCCACCGAGCAUGCCGCAAGCCACGCCCUUUAUCAGCCUGGCCGGAGACGCCGUGGCAUCCUCCUCGACAGCUAUAGCCCAGUCGGCUCGCCCGUGCCGGACUCUGACGGCUCAGGGCUCGGCGAAGCGGCUCCUGCCCCCCGCCAGGCAACGACCACUGACACCACGGACGCGACAAGGGAGGUCGGUGAAGGUACCGGGGACGGCAAUAGUGCUCGGCACGCCGAACUGAGCGAGGCUGACGCAGGCGGCGAGCAAGAGGUGCCAGAGCAUCGGCCGACCACCACCGUCAAUCAGUCCGGCGUGACUACGGGCGCUGCGGAUCAUGCUGCGCCAUCCAGCACCGACGCCCCAGACGCCCCGAGCCAGGAUCAGCAGGCGCAGUCGGCCAGACCGAGGGUGCGCAGGCGCGCCAAGAGAGCCGCCACGCGCCCGUCCGGACCGCAAGAGAACAGAGAUGGUGGAGACGGGGAGGCAGGCGGCUCGGGCUCAGCGGCAGGUCCGGUGCGACGCCGAUCGACCUCGGGCUAUGACCUGAGGCCCUUCCGCCGCUGA